This is a messenger RNA of Brugia malayi, 789 nucleotides long. Its product is annotated as M-phase phosphoprotein, putative. The coding region runs from base 1 to 789 and encodes 262 amino acids. The transcript has 7 exons. Gene Ontology annotation, cellular component: endoplasmic reticulum membrane; plasma membrane. Gene Ontology annotation, biological process: endoplasmic reticulum membrane organization. Lineage: Eukaryota; Metazoa; Nematoda; Chromadorea; Rhabditida; Onchocercidae. The record is from RefSeq and is a predicted model, not a curated record.
AUGGCAAUAGCUGAAACAAGAUCGUCCUUUUCUUCGCUUUCUUCCAUUACUGCAAAUACUUUGCCAAUUUAUGUAACAAUUGAACCGAAACAAUUGACUUUUCACGAUCAUACUAAAACGAGCAGUGUUUUAUUGCGCAUAAUAAAUGUUAGCCGUUUGCGCAUUGCAUUUCGAAUUCGUACCAAUGCGCCAACACAAUAUAUUGUUAUGCCAGCUACCGGUUUCUUAUCUGCUAAUGGAAGCAUUAAUAUAUUAAUAACAAAUUUAAAUAUGAGAAAAUAUCGUCGACGACAUCGAUUCAUAAUUCAAGCUAUGAAAGCAAAAGAAAAUGACACAGAUCGUAGAAAGAUAUGGAAUGAUGCAAAUAUGGAAAAUUUGGAUUUAGUUCAGUGUAUACGAGUCUUUACAUUGAAAGCAAACAGACAACGGUCGGACAAAUCAAUAAGUAAGGAAGAAUUUGAUGAACUAGCAAUACCAUCUAGUUCUGAAAAGGGUGAAUCUGAAACAACUUCAUUGCAAGUGCAAUUAAUGACUGAUGAAGAAAAGUCAACGAAAAUUAACGAAUUAAAUAAACAAAUUAAUAAUAAAUUAGACGAAAAGAGAAAAGAAUGCGAGAAUUUGCUGGAAGCAGUAAAUGAAGUAAAAAAAUUAGAGACUGAUUUGGAUCGAGCAACAAUCCAGUGUAAUGAUCUUAAUAAGAAGAUUAUUCUCAAUGAAGAUCAGCAAAAAAUUAUUAAAGAAAAACUAGCAAAAAUGGAUGCAAUUUUGGACACAAUGAAAAUAAAAUGA